AUGGACAUUUUGUCAAGACAAGUGAACAAUCCAAAUAUGGGUUUUCAACCUAACCUGGCAAAACUGACAAGAAAUUUUAAAGUAGAGAACGAGUCCUCUUUGCGUCCUUUGGCGCUGCACGAUGGUAGCCAAGCGUUCCAAGGCGACGAGAAGGCCGAAUGCCUUGCCGACAGCUUUGAGCUACUAUGCUCACUUAGCUGGCAUUCCACCUGUCCAUCUGCGCAAAUUGAGUUGAAAUUUUACGCCGACGACACGGCGCGGCAA
Molecule: messenger RNA, 264 nt
Organism: Iphiclides podalirius (scarce swallowtail)
Lineage: Eukaryota; Metazoa; Arthropoda; Insecta; Lepidoptera; Papilionidae
Source: the annotation of a GenBank genome assembly